This is a messenger RNA of Letharia columbiana, 645 nucleotides long. RefSeq lists its product as uncharacterized. Lineage: Eukaryota; Fungi; Ascomycota; Lecanoromycetes; Lecanorales; Parmeliaceae. The record is from RefSeq and is a predicted model, not a curated record. The transcript has a single exon. Bases 1 to 645 code for a protein of 214 amino acids.
AUGACACUACAUACUCAGAAACCCCAAGGUUAUGAAAAACACAAGUCUUCCCUAGCAGCGGUCGAACAUGCGUUUCGUCAUGUGGUCGAACAUGGUGGUAAUGAGCAGAAUCUCAGAUCCCUCAUGCUUUACGACGGCCCGCAAACCUCGGAUUGGGACAAUCCAUGGGGCUUAGUGGAGCGCUCAAGCCGAGUUUUCAAAGCGACAAGGGGUACACAUGGAGGAAACAUGGAUCAGAACAUUUGUGCGAAGCAGAUACAGGGCCCUUCAGAAACCGAUCACGAACGAUAUCAUCGCCAGCAAGAACGCGUGGAAGCCGAGAAAAAGACCAGAGACUAUUUGGACGCCAUGCCACCAGCAGUCCUCUCCCAGAUGAUCGACAACAAUAGACGCCAGAUACGAGGCACGACUUCCGACAUCCAAGAGCAAAUGUACGAGAUCCAAACAGGUGGUUGGAAUCAUGAGCUCGCGGAGUAUGAAGAGCGGUGGAAGAAUUCCAGCGGGAUUUUGCCCAUGCUGGAAUGGCAGUUGCAAACGCGCAAAAAGCAAGGAUGGAAGUUGUGGGAUAUGCCACUCAUGAGAUCGGAUGCUGGGAGCGAAGGUUUUCUGUACGACAGGAUGAUAGAGGCUAGUGCAGAACCUUAG